Messenger RNA from Phoenix dactylifera (date palm), 1639 nucleotides. RefSeq names its product acetyl-CoA acetyltransferase 2-like. Gene Ontology annotation, cellular component: mitochondrion. NCBI's taxonomy places the organism in Eukaryota, Viridiplantae, Streptophyta, Magnoliopsida, Arecales, Arecaceae. Gene Ontology annotation, molecular function: acetyl-CoA C-acetyltransferase activity. Gene Ontology annotation, biological process: fatty acid beta-oxidation. The record is from RefSeq and is a predicted model, not a curated record.
CCAUUUUUGGAAGCCUCGAUCGGAUCUGUUUCAUUACUGUAUUUAUCUUGAAAGUUCUUGCAGUCUUUUCGGUCUUGCCCACGUUGUUAGAUGUCUUUGUAAGAGCCGUAGGUUUCUUGAUCAUCAGUCGGCUGAAGGAGGUACUCAAGUACAUUGUAUCCAUUUAUGGCGCCAUCUGGGUUUUGUGACGACUUAAACCCUAGAGAUGUUUGUAUUGUUGGUGUUGCACGUACACCAAUGGGUGGCUUUCUUGGUGCCCUAUCAUCUUUAUCAGCCACCAAACUAGGGUCUAUUGUUAUUCAAUGUGCACUUAAAAGGGCAAAUGUUGACACAACGCUUGUUCAAGAAGUCUUUUUUGGGAAUGUUUUGAGUGCCAAUCUGGGGCAGGCUCCUGCCAGGCAGGCAGCCUUGGGUGCUGGUAUACCAAAUACAGUGGUCUGCACUACCAUCAACAAAGUGUGUUCAUCUGGGAUAAAGGCAACAAUGUUUGCAGCACAAAGUAUUCAGUUGGGAAUCAAUGAUGUUGUUGUCGCUGGUGGCAUGGAAAGCAUGUCGAAUGCUCCUAAAUAUUUAACAGAAGCGAGAAAAGGAUCUCGAUUUGGAAAUGAUACGCUUAUUGAUGGCAUGCUUAAAGAUGGUCUGUGGGAUGUCUAUAAUGAUUUUGGCAUGGGAAUGUGUGCUGAAUUAUGUGCCGACCAACAUUUGAUAACAAGAGAAGAGCAGGAUUCUUAUGCCAUUCAGAGCAAUGAGCGUGGAAUAGCUGCUCAACAUAGUGGUGCAUUUUCUUGGGAAAUUGCUCCGGUGGAAGUUUCUACAGGUAGAGGAAAACCAUCAAGAAUCAUCGAUAAGGAUGAAAGUCUUGAAAAAUUUGAUCCUGUAAAAUUAAGGAAGCUCCGUCCUAGUUUCAAGGAGAAUGGUGGUUCAGUUACUGCUGGCAAUGCUUCUAGUAUAAGUGAUGGUGCUGCUGCUUUAGUGUUAGUGAGUGGGGCGAAAGCUAGGGAACUAGGAUUGCAAGUGAUUGCAAAGAUCAAAGGAUAUGCUGAUGCUGCUCAGGCACCUGAGCUAUUCACAACAGCCCCAUCUCUCGCGAUACCAAAAGCUAUUUCGAAUGCUGGCUUGGAGGCUUCUCAAAUAGACUAUUAUGAGAUCAAUGAAGCUUUCUCCGUUGUGGCUCUAGCAAAUCAGAAGCUUCUUCGGCUUCCUGCUGAAAAGCUUAAUGUGCAUGGUGGUGCUGUUUCUUUGGGACAUCCUCUAGGUUGCAGUGGCGCACGCAUUUUGGUCACUUUGUUAGGGGUUCUCAGACACAGAAAUGGCAAAUUUGGAGUAGCAGGAGUUUGCAAUGGUGGUGGGGGAGCCUCUGCACUUGUCUUGGAGCUCACGCCUCGUGCGAAGACUGAACGCUCUUUGCUAUGAGUUUUCUUAUUUGGUGUAAUUAAGUGUUGUUGUAUGAGAUCAUAAAAUUUUGCAUCCAGUGUAACAAUAAGUAUAUGAUAGGUAAAUGUAAUCUGCCUAUGAUGUGGUUGACGUGGUUAUGGAUGUCUGAUAUGCCAUAUCCUCACAACUCAAUCAUGUCAUAUUAUCUGUUUAAUAUGUCAACCCUCCAUAUAAAUAAAAAGCAAGGCACGGCUAUCGUUACAUA